Sycon ciliatum is the source of this 558-nucleotide messenger RNA. RefSeq lists its product as uncharacterized. The record is from RefSeq and is a predicted model, not a curated record. Bases 1 to 558 code for a protein of 185 amino acids. The transcript has 3 exons. NCBI's taxonomy places the organism in Eukaryota, Metazoa, Porifera, Calcarea, Leucosolenida, Sycettidae.
AUGGGAGCAUACGGAGAUCAGGAACAAUACGGCGCGGAACCUUUUGACGCUAUGAGUGACAAAGUGGCAGUAGAAGACUUGGAGGACGUCCAUGAUGUUGGGAAGAUUCGACUAUCUGUUGGCGGCACCAAUGAUCUCGAGAAUGGCGCUCUCUUUACGCACUGGGAAAGUAGCACUUGCAAUGAGGGCUCACAUCUAGCCUACAGUGGAUUCACGCCAUCUAAGUCGAUACCUGCCUUCCAUAGCCAGAAUGACAACACGCCAGUAUGUGCCUUGCGUCAGUCGAGCGGUCGUUCAGCGCAGUUCAUGUUCCCUGCUCAUUUGACCUGUCCCGAUGGUUGGACCAAAGAGUAUGAUGGGUACUUGAUGACGGCAAAGUACGAUCACCAGCGUACAGAGUACAUCUGUAUGGACAAACAGCCAGAGGUUAUGGAGGACACCAGCAAGAACGUCAACGGCGCUCUGCUGUAUUUCGUUGACACAAACUCCAGAGCUCACGUUCCAAAUGCAUACGUCUGUGAGAAGGAGUUGACCUGCUCCGCCUGUUCAAGUUGCUAA